AUGGCAGCCCCUUACCCUACAACCCACCCAGCGGUUGUCACCACCGCAAAGCGAGCCCCCCUCUCAAUCCUGGAAGUACAGACAGAAGCUCCGGAACCUGGUGAGGUCGUCGUCCGAGUUCAGUGGACAUCCUCUUCGCCAUUGGAUCUACACCAAGCUGACGGUGGUCUGCUUACAAUACAUCCAUUCAUCCUCGGCUGUAGUUUUGCAGGUAUCGUUGUGGCUGUUGGGCCCACCGAUCCAGCAGCAAAGCAACCCAACUCGGCGCCACUUGUAGUUGGUGACCGUGUGUUUGGAUUCACCAGCAAGAUGCAAAAGCAGCAGGGCUUUCAAACAUAUGUCACGGUACCUCGGAAUCUCAUGGGCCGCGUCCCCGAAAAUCUUACCAUGGAGGCGGCAGUCACAGCGCCCGCGAAUCUAGUGACAGCAUUUCACACAAGCACCCAGGAUUUGGGUCUUGAGCUACCCUGGCCUAUCCCAGAGAAUUAUGUCCCACCUGAGGCGGACGCGCCUAUUCUCAUCUGGGGCGCGGCUAGUAGUGUCGGUAACUUUACCGUCCAGGUCCUGCACCACUGGGGAUACAAGAACAUUUUGGCUGUAGCGAGCGAGAAACACCAUGACGAGCUACUGGCAUAUGGUGCGACAAAAUGCUUUGACUACCGCAAGACGGACGUCACGGAUGCUAUCCGUACCCAAGCCGACCAUAUUCCCUAUGUCAUUGACUGCAUUGGGCAGCUUGAAGGCACGCUUCGACCCUUGACCCGCAUCGCACAGAAAGGCACCAAGGUCGCAAUAAUGAUGCCUGCCAUCGUCAGAGAUGCAACCGAUGAUCAAGAACCUGAGUUGAGCAUGGAUCCGUCUUCGCUCUUGGUUGGCGAGUGGAAGGAUGGUGUUGAGCUCAUCGGUGUUAGGACGUUCUUCUACGAACAGAACGAAUUCUUCAAAUGGCACCUGCAACCCGACAUUAUGCCCGCCCUGCUGGAGUCGGGCAUUAUCAAGCCCAACAAGCAGAGAAUUGUCGAGGCCGAGACAUUGCUUGAGCGUGCCCAAAAGGCGCUGGACUUGUUGCGCGAGCGUGCACCAAGCGGCGAGAGACUGGUUUGGAGGGUGGCGGAAGAAUGA
Messenger RNA from Ilyonectria robusta, 1122 nucleotides. RefSeq names its product chaperonin 10-like protein. The record is from RefSeq and is a predicted model, not a curated record. Bases 1 to 1122 code for a protein of 373 amino acids. Lineage: Eukaryota; Fungi; Ascomycota; Sordariomycetes; Hypocreales; Nectriaceae. The transcript has 2 exons. Gene Ontology annotation, molecular function: oxidoreductase activity, acting on NAD(P)H.